AUGACUUUCAGUAAGUCGUCAACUAGAAAGAAAUUUCCAUAAAAAACAUUUUCACAGUCAGUCAGUCAUAUAUUUAAAUUCGGCCGCGAAAAAAAAAACAACAAAAAACUCCUCUUGGUUGAAAAAGGAUUAAUGUUCGUGUGUGUGUGUGCGUAUAUGAUUUAUUGAAUGAAAAAAUGAGAAAAUUGUUGGAAAAGGGGGAUAUGGACAGAAAUAGAAUAGUGCACAAAAAUUUUAGGAAACUAACAAAAAAUGAAGAAGAAAAAAACGUUCCCACCGAACUGUGUGCCUCGUUUUCUUCUUCCCUCUCACCUAUAUAUUGACGGUGUGUCUAAAAAAUCGAUAAUCGCCUUGUUGUAUGUGUAUGAGUGUGCGUAUGUGAAUGAAUGAAUGAAUGUGCGUACUGUGGAAAAAGAGAAGGGGGUACCUUUGGUGGUUGGUGAGGGAGACAAAAACAAAUACGACCUUUUUGUUUGUUACUCUCUUCCUCUUCUCUUUUUACUAGAAUGGCCACGGUGGUGAAUAUAGUAAUUACUUCGAUAUAUGUUGUUUUGGAGAAAUUGUAGUAAUGAGGGAAAACUAUGUGCAAGGUCACUGGUUAUCAAGAUUUUUUUAUGAUUCCAAACAAAAGAUUGGAAGAAGAAAAUAAAUGUUUUUUCAAGAGUAACUAUUAGAUAUUUCUGAAUCUGACAAGUACAAGUGGUGAGAAAACUAUUGAAAUUCAAUACUGAAAGAAUAUAUAUAUAUAUAUUUUUCUAUAGAACUAACACAAAAAAUAUAUAGAAAACGAAAAACUUCUCAACCCCAAUUAAUUGCCGCGCAACUUGUCAUUCCCAUUCAAUCACCAUUUACCUACUUAUUCAUGUUAAAAGAGAGUGGUUUUGAUUUUUUUCGACAAUCACAAAAACAGAGAAAAAGUGAAAUCAGAGAUCAGUUCAUUUCAAAAUAGAUAACAGACAAAAUGGAAGGCAGAUAAAGUUCAUUUGUUUUUCUGAUCGGUGAGUUUUUCUUAUAUUUCUGAAUAUUUUAUUUUUAAAACUUGCAAUUUUCAAAGAAAAACUUGAGAAAAAAAUGAGAGAGCGCGAAAAAAGAAACCAAAAAAGCGUUCUCCGUGCGAACUACAAAUGUUUUCGGUGGAGCGCGUUUGCUCGACUCGCAAGGAUUUGUAGUUCUCUCGGAUAAUAAUUUAUUUCCAAAAAAAUUUUUUUGCACUUUCGCGCAAUAAUCAUGUCGGAUAAUUUGAGGUUGGCGGCAACUGGAACAAAAAACGAAGAAGACUGUCAGUCUUGUAGGAUUAUAGGAACCGCCAGGUUUGAUCAACUUUCCAAAGUUUCUUUCAAAAAACAGAAGUUUUCAGUCUUUUUGCGAUUGGAUGUUAUAUUAUCUACUCUACAAGGCCUGUAGGAUAUUAUAAAACAAGACCAAUUAUUAGACAAAUUAUUCGAUCAGUAUCGAUUCUCCCAUUAUACGCAUCAAUCGCUAGAUUUUCUUAUCUUCCGCCGUUCUCAGAACUCAAAUCAACCACAAAAUAAAAUGAGUGACGUAAGAAUUUAUUUGAAAAAAAAGUUUUAGAAAUAAAAAAACCAUAUUCAGAUCUCAAUAAUCAUUGUUAUGGGUGUAUCCGGAUGCGGGAAAAGUACUGUAGGUCAAGCACUCGCCGACGAACUUGGUUGGUUGUUCAAAGAUGGCGAUAGUUUUCAUCCAAAAGAGAAUAUUGAAAAAAUGACGAAUGGUUAGUUGACAGCGAAAUUAUCUGUGAAAUUUUAAUUGAUUCUCUAUUUUUUGUUGCGUUUAGGUAUUCCAUUAACUGAUGUUGAUCGUAUUCCUUGGCUCGAAACUAUCAAUUCUUUUGCGCAAUCCAAUCCAAAAUCGGUGAUUGCUUGCUCGGCUCUCAAAUCUUCAUAUCGAAAAAUUUUAUCGAAGGGCAAUUUGUUGACGAAAUUUGUUCUCCUUCAAUUGGAUAGGCAAGUUCAUCCUCUUUUUCGGCUUUUUUGGCAACAACUCUUUUUCUCAUCACUUCCGUUUGAAUUUCCGUUUUAGACGGGCUGACGGACGAGCAAACCGAUUCAAAAUUCUUUUCUUAUUUUAUUUUAUUCUCUUCACUUUUCUAUGCUAUCUUUUUGUUGAGGGAUUUCACACAUUUUUUAUUAUCCUCCUCUUAUUUUUUUCCAGGGAUGUACUAAUCAAUCGUGUUUCUCAUAGACCUGGUCAUUUUAUGUCACCAAAACUUCUCGAUAGUCAAUUGAACACUCUAGAAAUGCCAAACGAUGAGGAGAAAAACCAAAUUUUGGUUGUAAAUGCGAAUAGUUUUGAUGUAAAUCAUGUUGUUCAACAAGUUCGUGAUGCCUUUUGUCAAUAA
Messenger RNA from Caenorhabditis angaria, 2359 nucleotides. The record is from the annotation of a GenBank genome assembly. NCBI's taxonomy places the organism in Eukaryota, Metazoa, Nematoda, Chromadorea, Rhabditida, Rhabditidae.